Catharus ustulatus (Swainson's thrush) is the source of this 6617-nucleotide messenger RNA. It is a transcript of the gene SHOC2, whose product is annotated as SHOC2 leucine rich repeat scaffold protein. Bases 452 to 2200 code for a protein of 582 amino acids. Lineage: Eukaryota; Metazoa; Chordata; Aves; Passeriformes; Turdidae. The record is from RefSeq and is a predicted model, not a curated record. Gene Ontology annotation, molecular function: protein binding. The transcript is spliced from 10 exons.
GCCGGCAGGGCAGGGCCGGGCGCGGAGCGGGAGCCGAGCGCGCCGCGGGAGGAUGGCGGAGCCGCACGGAAAUGCUUCAAAAGCUGUAGUAACCUUAGUAAGGUGAACGGCCGCGUUGACUAAAAUUGCGACUGGGCGUGAGCUACACAGCAAUUCAGCAGAACUGAAGUUUGGUGAAACUGUGUUGCUGCUUCACUUGUCCAUCCUAUUUAGGAGCAGGAAUACUAAUAUGAAGCAUUUGACCUGAUCUCUACAGCUGAAUCUCCUGAUAGUAGGAUUAGGAAAGAGUGCCUUCAGAACCAAUAUGUAGCAAAUGGGUGUCACACCUCUGAAGCUCCUCCCUGGGUUCAACACUUGGGUGUUUUAAGGAUCCUUGUUGCCUCAGCAUUGAAUUUUUCUUGUGGACUUCAGAAACAGAUUUCAUGUGGUGCUUGCUGGACAUUGAAUCACCAUGAGUAGUAAUCUAGGAAAAGAAAAGGACUGUAAAGAAAAGGAUCCAAAAGUCCAAUCGUCAAAAGAAAGGGAGAAGGAGGCGAAGGCCUCUGGAGGAUUUGGGAAAGAGAGCAAAGAAAAGGAGCCUAAGACCAAAGGGAAAGAUGCCAAAGAUGGAAAGAAGGACUCCAGUAGCACGCAGCCUGGGGUAGCUUUUUCAGUGGACAAUACGAUAAAAAGACCUAAUCCUGCCACAGGUACUCGCAAAAAAUCCAGCAACGCUGAAGUGAUCAAAGAGCUAAAUAAAUGCCGGGAAGAGAAUUCUAUGCGCUUGGACUUGUCCAAGAGGUCUAUACACUUGCUUCCAUCAGCUAUCAAAGAGCUAACGCAGUUAACAGAACUUUAUUUGUACAGUAACAAACUGCAGUGCCUACCAGCAGAGGUGGGCUGUCUUGUGAACCUGGUGACACUGGCUCUGAGUGAAAACUCACUCACCAGUUUGCCUGACUCUCUUGAUAACUUGAAGAAACUGCGCAUGCUUGACCUGCGGCAUAACAAACUGCGAGAAAUCCCCUCGGUGGUGUACAGGCUAAGCUCCCUCGCCACUCUGUACCUACGCUUUAAUCGUAUAACUACUGUGGAAAAGGAUAUCAAAAACUUGUCAAAACUCACCAUGCUUAGCAUACGAGAGAACAAAAUCAAGCAGCUACCUGCUGAAAUUGGUGAGUUGUGUAACCUCAUAACGCUGGAUGUAGCGCACAAUCAGCUUGAACAUCUUCCAGAAGAGAUUGGAAGCUGCACGCAGAUCACCAACCUUGACUUGCAGCACAAUGAGCUCCUGGACCUGCCAGAAACCAUAGGAAACCUGUCCAGUCUAAGUCGUCUUGGCCUGAGGUACAAUAGGCUGUCAGCAAUUCCCAAGUCUUUAGCAAAAUGCAGUGAACUUGAUGAGCUGAACUUGGAGAACAACAACAUUUCUACUUUACCAGAGGGUCUUUUAUCCAGCCUUGUCAAACUGACUAGUUUAACAUUGGCCAGGAACUGCUUCCAGUCCUAUCCUGUGGGUGGCCCGUCCCAGUUCUCCACAAUCUACUCUCUCAAUAUGGAGCACAACCGCAUCAAUAAAAUCCCCUUUGGAAUUUUCUCUAGAGCUAAAGUAUUAAGUAAGCUGAACAUGAAGGACAAUCAGCUGACGUCUCUCCCCUUGGACUUCGGGACUUGGACAAGUAUGGUAGAACUGAACUUAGCGACUAACCAGCUCACAAAAAUCCCUGAGGAUGUAUCUGGGCUUGUUUCUCUUGAGGUUCUUAUCUUGUCAAACAAUCUCCUAAAGAAACUUCCGCAUGGAAUUGGAAAUCUACGGAAACUCCGAGAGCUAGAUCUAGAGGAAAACAAACUGGAAUCCUUGCCAAAUGAAAUAGCUUACCUCAAGGAUCUGCAGAAAUUGGUUCUGACUAACAAUCAGCUGACCACCCUUCCCAGAGGAAUCGGUCACCUUACCAAUCUGACGCACCUUGGGCUCGGAGAGAAUCUUCUCACCCACCUUCCUGAGGAAAUUGGUACACUGGAGAAUCUGGAAGAACUGUAUUUGAACGACAACCCCAAUCUGCACAGCCUUCCCUUUGAGCUGGCUCUUUGCAGCAAACUGUCAAUAAUGAGUAUUGAGAACUGCCCGCUCAGCCACCUUCCACCUCAGAUUGUUGCAGGAGGACCCUCCUUCAUCAUUCAGUUCCUAAAAAUGCAGGGACCAUAUCGUGCCAUGGUCUGAUGCUCAUCGACUUGUCCAAUACACUGUACAAAAUACAAACUGCAUUAAUGUUGUAAUUGUCUGUAUAUGUAUAUAUAAUAUAAUAUAUGUGGUUUAUAUUAUAUUAUAUAUAUAUAAAUAUAUAAAUAAUAUAAAAAGGCAAAUUUAAGACUGCAUUAUGUGUUUCUGCUAAUAGAGGAAUCAUAGCCAUUUAGAUUUUUUUUUUAUUCUGUAAAAAUGCUUGUCUAAGUUUUCUUUGCUGAACUUGAUGGAAGUUGUCUGAAUAAUCUGAAAAUGCCAGUUCAUUUAAAGCAAUUGCCAAUGAACUCAAAGUUUAAAUUUAAGGGAAAAAACCAGUUUUGCUUAGAUUUACUUUCAGUUAAGAGAAAUGUAUAACCUUUAUAUAAUGAACUUCUCUGUUCCCCCCUCCCUCCCCCCCGCCCCCAACUUUUUUUUUGUGUCAAAACCUGAAAGGGUCACGUGCCCUGAAGUUGGGAUUUUCUUUUAACUUAUUUUGAGAUUUGAAGCAAAUGGUGUUUUUAUAUUGUUUACAGUCAGAGUAAAUCACUGGAUUUUGUUUUAUUCUGAUUUGCUCUGUUUUAAUCAAUCAUAUCUAGAGUUUAUAUGCCUCUGCUGAUGAAUUUUUAUCAACCAGUUUGUAUACUAAAAACAUACUCAUCAGAACAACUGGCAGGUGAAAAGGAUGCAGUCAAAACAAAAAGAAAAGAAAAAAAAGCUUGAAUUCCUUUAAGUCUUGCUUCCCUGAAUUAUCAGUUGCAGGCAUAACAUAUCUGAACUGAGCCUUUUGCAGUUGGUCUUUCUAGCACAAGUAAACCUUUUCAGAUUGGUCAAAAUGUGGAGUAUCCUCAGUGAGAGCGGUUUUCAUUGUGUGAAGUAACAAGUCCAUGAGGUCUAACAGUACACUUAAGUGACAAGGAAAUAAUAUAUAUGUACAUUUUUAUUACAAUGUUGAGUCAUAAACUACAACAGGCAAUUUUAAGGUUUCCUUAUAGAACUUGUACAAUAAAAUGAAUGUGUCUUACUUUUAAACACUGCAAUAUAUGUAAGUUUUAAGGUUGGUUAACAAUGUACUAUGGUUUUAUAUCUUGACUUGCCUUGUACCUCCUUCCAUUAUGGAACUUCUGUGUCCAAGCACAAUAUCUUCACACUGUGCUGUUUUGCUGCUGAACUAAAUGCACUUUUCCCCACAGCUGGGGCACUUGCUUCAAAAUAUUCAGUUCAGUAUCUUGAUUAUUCUUUUUUAAACUUCAUCCUAUCUGUUUCAGUAUUAAACCAAUCUAUUAAAAAAGAGGCACCUUUUUCAUUUGUGCAGAGAUGUUGGUAGCUCAAGAAAACACUGUAAGUAGUGGAUAUUCAGUUUUAUCAUGAAUUUCUUGGCUGUUUAGAAGGCAGAAGAUGCUUCAGGGGAGAUUUACACUAUUGCUGCACUUGCAGGGCCAGUUUGUCCUUUUUCAGGAGGGUAAGAACUCGAGGCAGUCACAUUCCAUGGUUACCCAAGAACUGCUCAGUUUAUACUCACUGGAAUUGCUGCUGGGGUAGUGUGACUUACAGGACUGUACCUUUUGCACAAAAUCAAAUCAAUGGAUGCCAUGGGAAAUCUGUUUCACAUGCAGAAGUUUGGGAAUUUUAUUUCUGGCUUUCAGGCAUGCUUAUUUAGACGUAUUUCCUCGAUCUACUUGCAUUUUGUUUUGUUGUAUGUCUUUUCAUUAACAAGGAGUAAGUUUUAAAUGGAAGGCAGGUGGAGAUAUAAAACCUUGGAGGGCUUAAUCAUGCUGUAAAACUAUUGUAGAUGUCACUGGAUUUUACUAAGUAAUGUUCUUUUCUUUCUCACACACUCUGUCGUACCCCCCCCAUUAUUUUUUUUUUUACAUCUACUGUAGCUUUUCAGUUUAGACUUUAGUUUAUAAAAAGCUAGUUCCUUACAGUUCUGCCUGAGUUAAUCUUUCUCAGCACUAAGGUGUUAAAAUAUGAAGAUGCUGAAAUGCUUAGUAUCAAGACUGUAAUCUAAGUUCUGAAUAUACUGCAAAGUCUGUGUUUGUGCCCUCAGGUCACUAGGGGGGAAACUGAUUUGAUUAUUAUGGUUCCUUAAAGCAAAAGUGGCGACCCCUUGUGUUUCCAAACGUCUUGGUCUCACUCCCUGUCCGCUCCUCAAUCCCGUUUUUAUAAAAGUUCAAGGGAUUGAAUUUGUUUAGUUUGUAAAUAUGUUGAUUAUUCACCUUGUUAAGGUACAUGGUUAAUGACUGUAUGAUUGGAGCUGACCCUCUCUCACAUAAAUUCCUGUGGAGAAGUUGGCUACCAAAAUAGUGCUCGUUACACUCACUUAAAAACAAGCUAUUCUUUUCAGUACACUUAUAGGAAUAAAUAAAGCUAUGUUUUAAUUCAUUACUAUAUUAAAAACAGGAUAUUUUUUUCAAACUAUCUUUGUACUAGUAUGGUUGUUGCAAUGCCAGAUAAUCCUGAGCCCUGUUUUAGCAGUUUAAUUUUAUACACUUUGAGGUGGAUGCUUAUUUUUUCAGUGUCUCAAGGGAUAUUUGAAUAAGAGCAGUGUGAGAGAAGUUUGGUACAGGAGACAUCAAGUCAGAAGAAUCUGAAAAGUUCUUAAAAAUCAUCUGAACGUUUAAAGCAUUAAAUACCUGGCAGAGAUUGGGAAUACAAUGCAUAUAAAUUCAUAUAGGUACAAUACAUGGAUUUAUAUCCAGAUCUAUACAUAGAUCCGUAUAAAUCCAACCAUUUUGAUCAUUCAAAAUAUUACCUCCUGAAAUAACAGACUUUUGAAUUUCCCAGGAUGCUGGAUUGUUAACUGGUAUAGAUUCUAAAUGGUUUUAUUGCCUGGUGACAUUCAGUUGAGCACACAUACUGACUUACAUAGGUUUAAGAAUUUUAUUUGUCCAUAUCAGUUAAAGUAUGAAUGGAAAGAACUUCAUUUUGACAACUGUAUGUGUACAUAAAUGCAAAAAUAUAUUUGUGUAUCUACACACAUGUGAAAGCAUAGACAAGGUGGGGAAAUAAAUUAUUUAUAGCAUUUUUAAAAAUAAGGUUGAGAAACAAGUGAUUCCCAGGUAAUUUUAUUAAAUGUUUAUCCUUCUUGCUAUACUGAGGGAAAUAAUUUAGAAUGGCUAUUGAAAAAUGUGACAAUCUUUACUUUGGGUGAAAAUCAUGACCUUGAUUGCUUGUCCAUAGCCAAAAUACCAAUAUUGUAUGUGUCUGUGCCUGUGUACAUACAUACUCAUGCCCCAUGGACACUAUCCUGAAUCAUGCCUUGAUUUAAUAAGCUAAAUUAUUAUAGACUAUGUAGUAUUAUGGAAGUCUGGAGAGGUAUAAAGCAGAUCAGAGAUUUGCUAAACCAUGAAAAGAAGGAACAGUUGCUGUUGUGACUCACAUUGGUCACAUAUUGCAUUUUAAUUUACUAAGUAGGAAUUUGAUAAUUAUUUGCAAAAGUUUUUUUAGCAUAAACACGUUAAAAUUGUGUCUCUUGCUGUCUCAUGUUCAAGUUUGUCACCAAAAUUGCCUGGUAUAAGUGCAGUGGAAAUGCUGCUUGUAAAGUUGGGUCACACAGGUAAAAUUGGGAUGUUUCAUUUUGGCAGAUGCCAUUGGAAAUGUUGACCUUCAUACACCCUCUUUAGAAAAAUUUGGAUUGCAGAAUAUUUGCUUCAGUGCCUCUCUUUGAGUUAGUAUUUUUAGGAAUGUGCAUGUUUAAACAUCUUGAAGGUUGUGUUUGCUCAUGUACAUGAUUUAGACAAUUAGUGCUUAGAUUGUCUCUGGUUAGUGCUUAAACCUGUUCUGUCACCUGGAAUUCAAGUGUCAUCUUCAAUCCUCGGAGUUUGAGAAAGAAAUAUCUUUUAUUUAACAAUUAGAAAACUUUGAGAGGUUAUUUUUUCUCCCUCUUUUCUUUUCUUUUUUUUUUUAAAAAAAAAAACCCAAAAUAAAUUAAACUUCUGAAUCAGCACAAAUCCAUAUCAGGAGACUUUUCAUAUCUGGAUGCAAUGAAGAAUUUUCCUGUCAGUGUCACACCUGAGUUGUAUCAAAUAGACAUGCCAGAAUAGCUUCUAGUGAGAAAUGUGCAGUUGGCAGUAAUUUGCACAACAGAAACUUCAAGGCAUGGUAAGGAUGAUUACAAACAAAUGAUAGGAUCUAUGAAUGGGUUUGUUUUCACAUUAGCAAAUAUCAAAAAAUUAUGUUUAUUAUUAUUCUGAUUUAGAUCUUAACCAGGACUGCAAAGGACCUUUGCUGUGGAAAAAUAUCAGACCACACUAAUUUUGUGGUUAAAAGCUAAGUGAGAGUGUAAACAGUCUACAAAAAUGUACUUUUAAUCUGAAUUAUUGUAAUGUUGUUAUGUCUAUAUAAAAGAUUGCCUUGCUUUUUUAAAAGAGUCAUUCUGUAUCAAUGCAUUCAUUAUAAAUAGUAUAUUUGUAAAUAA